This is a messenger RNA of Micropterus dolomieu (smallmouth bass), 7256 nucleotides long. It is a transcript of the gene fam110b, whose product is annotated as family with sequence similarity 110 member B. The transcript is spliced from 3 exons. Lineage: Eukaryota; Metazoa; Chordata; Actinopteri; Centrarchiformes; Centrarchidae. The record is from RefSeq and is a predicted model, not a curated record. Bases 535 to 1980 code for a protein of 481 amino acids.
UAGUGUGGCGAGAUUAAGGGAGAGCUGAACCGAGGGUGGAGAGGCAGCGGGGCUACCAUCCUCUAUUUUUUCCUUCCGCCCUGUGGAAGCACUCAACCACAACACACUCAUCAUCCUUUUUCCUCCUUUCCAUUCUGUCACUGCACUCGUUCUCUCACUUUUUAUCCAUCUAACUGUCCAUCUUACUUGAUGAAUAGGUCAGUGGAACCUACGCCCCGCAGACCUGUAUAGACUUUUUAGUGAACAUCAGUGAAUUCAAUUAUUCAGGCUGUAGAGCUGCCAACAGAGAUCAUCCUACUCAGGCAAUGCAGUAGUAUAUCUGAAUACAAUACUUGACCUGCCCCCCAGCCCAGAGUCUGGCUCAGUCCCACCAGGUCCUAUAAGCAAUAAGGGCCAGGGGAUUCAUCUCUUUCUAGACUUUCACUUCUCUACCUUGUGUCUUCAUGGUUUGGGGGUCCUCCGGUGCCCCCGCCCUCUGUCGACCCCCCCGCACCCGCUGCCACCACGGCCGGCCACCCCAGUCGCCUUGUUGCCAUGCCGACAGAGACACUGGCUCCAGCCCUUCCAGAUAGCAAGGCAGCUGGCCCCGCGACGCCCUUCACUUCCACUGUGCCCCUCCGCAUCCUCAAUAAGGGUCCUGACUACUUCAGGAGACAGGUGGAACCUAACCCAAAGCGCCUUAGUGCUGUUGAGAGACUAGAAGCUGACAAGGCCAAGUAUGUCAAGAGCCAGGAAGUUAUCAACGCCAAGCAGGAGCCAGUCAAACCACCAAUGCUGGCCAAGCCUCCCAUCGGUCACACCCUCCUGUCCAAGAGAGGCUCUGGGAUUGGUGGAGGAGGAAAUGGAGGUGGGAUACCUUUCAAAGCAUCCAAUAACAACGCCAAGUCAGACACAUGUGCAACAAGCAGCGGCAGCAGCAAACGGGAGAAUUUAAACCUGGAGAUCCUGAAAAAUCUGCUUAACUCAUCGUCCUCUUCAGGAGCAGGAUCUGAAGGGCUAGGAGGUGGAGCUAAGAGUGCGGUGAUGAUGAGGUCAUCAGGGGGAAUGGCCAGGAGUUGGACACCUUCAGGGAUGCCAUUAACUUACCGAUCUACAAUGACGCUUAAUGAGCAACCACCAGACUCAGCUCCUAGUCCAAGCACCUCACAUUCCCUCCGAUCCUUCUCCCAUUCCCUGAAGGUCCCUCCAGUCAACAUUGGGGGGCGUCGCAGUCCACUCCAGGGAGGAAACCUAAACCUUAGUAGACGAGUCCUGGACGAGAGGGGAGGUGAAGGAGGAGUUAUCGAUCGCUCUCGUUCCCCACUACCACCUCUGCUCACCUCCCAUUCCUCCUCUGACCUCCUGCGACUGUGCAAUGGCAAGCCACUCCGCAUGGCCCGAUCCAGCAGCUCCUCAGCUCCACCCCUCCCUCCAAAACCCAACCCUGCCUCCCUCCCUCCUCCCGCACUUUCCUUGUCAUUGCCUCCCCCUCAUCCAACUCCAUCCCCCUCGCCCUGUGACAACAAUACCCCUCAGUCGCUACCUUGUGAUAUCGGAGACCCUUACAAUACUUCAACAGAUCCCACCCUGGAGCUUGAGCUUGGUUCAUCCGUGGCUCGUCGCUCCUCGCUACACAGAUCUAAAUCAGACCUGUCAGACCGGUACGCCCGUGCUGGAGCUGAUGUGGAACGUUUUUUUAACUAUUGCGGCAUCGACCCAGAGGAGCUGGAAGCAGUCGGUCCAGAGAACUUUGCACGGGCUAACUCAGAUAUCGUCAGCCUUAACUUUCGAUCAGCCUCUAUGAUCUCCUCUGACUGUGACCAGUCUAGGCAAUCCUCAAACGAUGGACUAUCAGAUGCGGAUGAGGGCGAGGAGGAGGAGGAGGAGGCAGGGGAGCGUGUUCCAUAUGGUAUCUCUGCUGUUGAGCGAAAUGCAAGAGUCAUUAAGUGGCUGUACAGCAUCAGACAGGCGAGAGAGACGCAAAAAGUCUCACAUGUUUAGGACAAGCAGUAAAAUGGAUUGGAUGUACUGUAAACUACAGACAAACUGCCCCAUGUUUCAGAAUUGAUAGAUGGACCAACAUUACUUAUAGGUUUAGAGACUGUGAUCUUGUGGCUGAAUUGAAAAUUUGUCAAAAUGUAUAGAUGGAUGAACGAAUGGAGGGAAGAGAAAGUCUAACACAAACUAGGUAAGAAAACAGACAAUGUUUUGUUUAGAUGAAUGAAGAGUGAGGAAAAGGACUCCAAUCCUCCCUGAAUUAGAACAACAUGAACACUAAAAACAGAAAGGAAUUAAACUUGGACAGUCAUAUGAACAAAAUCUAGUCCAGUCUAGUGUGGAGAGACAAACACAGGACAUGUUUAAAAAACGACAGAUGUCUGUCAAUUUGCUUGAGCAACAAGAGCGAAAUGUACUACGAUUGUCCAAGGAACCAUAAAGUGACCGCCUCACUACACUACACGGGGUUAUAGGCCAUUCUCACUGACAACAUUUUGGCUUGUCCAACAUUACAUUUGGGGGCAGCCUGGUUUCAGACCUAUGCAUAAUCACCCACAUCUGAUUUGCUCAGCUAUUCAAAAAGGAUUGGUUUCAUGUUUACUAUUCAUAGCGUUGUAGGAGGGAUUAUGAAUUGAGACAUAUAGCCUAUAUAGCUUAAUCUGUAAAAAAUGCCAACAUGAUGUAAGUGUAAGUAAUAACUCCCGCUGGGAAUCCACAUUAAAAGUGAGACGUAGCGUUCUGUAUGAUGAAUCCGCACCAACUCCACUCUCCACUUUUCCAUCUCCAUCCUCAGAAGCAGUUGUUCUGUCAACAGCACCUGAGGAGAUGAGAGGACACUGGCCAGACCAACUGUCCAGGCAGUCACACACGUGUGUCUCUGAAUCAGUGUGCAUUGACACAUGUGAAAAAAUGGAACAUUUCACAACAACAGUUCUCACAUUGCGCCUUUCAUAUAGAGCAGGUCUAGACUGUACGGUUUUGAUAUUAUUCACAAAGACCCAACAGUUCCCACCAUGAGCAAGCGCUUGCCGGCUUGCCUUUUAAGAGGCAGAAACCUCGAGCAGAACCAUGGCUCAAGGUGGGCAGCCAUCUGCCUCGACCAGUUGGGGUUGAGGGAGAGAGAGAGAGAGAGAGAGAGAGAGCCAUAGAGGGCUGGGGGGAUUGGGGAAAGCAGCCAACACAGUAUCCAGACUGAAAGUGAUGAAAUAAUUAUAGAAAUGAUAAUAAUAAUAACAAGUGGACUAGUAAUAAUACAACAAAGGGUGUUGAGCAGGAACACGGUAGCAGGUUCAAUUGAUAUUAGGGCUUUGUCACAAAACCAACUUUAGACGAUUAAGAAUUAAAAGGUAAUUUGUUUGAAUUUAUUUCUUGCAGAAUUUACUUGAUUCUGCCCAUCUGCACUGUCUCUGCUGCCUCACUGAGUGACACAGCUAGCAGGUGACUUCACAUUUAUUGUGCUAAUAUUACUGUAAGGCAGUCCGCAGUUAUCCACAGUUUUUACAUCUGUGGUGUCAAAUCCAGAAUUCUUCCUCGCAUUAUUUCUAAGGUGGUUUGGUAUCACGAUCAUCUGUUCAGCACUUCACUAGUUUCCUGCAAUUUGUGUUAGCAAAGAGCAACAACAAAUCAGUGUCACAGUGCAUUAACAAACGUUACUGUUGCACUUAUAGAAUGUGAAUUUGAAUUAAAUUCAGAUCAAAUAUUUAUUUUAUCCUAUAUUUAUCCUAUUUAUCCUAUCCUAUUAAACGGUACUUUCAAUUUCAAAUACAACCACCUUAAUCAGUUUAAUGCUUACUGGAAUCAUAGCUCCUGUGUAAACUAAAACUCACUACUGAUUGGUCAGGCCAAAAUGUCCACUUUGAGAAAGGCCUAUGUCACAGUGUUGAUCUCUCAGUUUAAACACACUUUGAAAAAAGUCCCUAAUCUCUUUGAAAAACAGAUACUGAACGCUGUCAAAAAUGAGAAAUCACUUUGGAAAGUCAGUGAUGCUGGUACACUGUGCGACCGUAAUGACGUCCACUCAGAGAAGUUACUUAAUAUUCAUUACAGGUGACUGUUAAAGGAAACAUGUAUCAAUGCCGCACUAACUUAAUGGGUCAAAAGAUUAGGUCAUUAAGGAAUCAAGGUGAUGAAAAACAAGUGGUUAUAAGCUAGCUUUCACUAAGCUUUAGCUCUUAAGCUAGUUAUUGUAAUUGCUAAAUGAAGGCCUAGGAGUGUGUAAUGUUUGAGUGACAAAGGAAACAGGAUGUUGACAAUGAGUCAUUUAGACAGAUGCUCACACAAUAUAAAAUAUAAUCUCUCAAUACUUAUCUGUACGGCAUUAAGGGCACACAAUCAUCAAUGCGUUGAUUAAAAAAUUUGUCAUCAAUCUGUUCAUUUCAACCAACAAAAUAUUUCACUGGAGAGUUCUGGUGUCAUGUGAUGGGAUAUGGUUUUUCAAAGGCUGUUCCACACCGACAAGAGUCCUGACAUGUAUAAAUAUAGAAAAUAAAGAAAUAAAAUAAUAAUUAAUACAGUACACAUAAAUCUUGCCAAAGUUAGUUCUUCCCACUAUACAUUACUUUUCAUUGAAGUUAAGCCAUUGUAUUUAUAUUUUACAGUUCUGAUUUGAAAGAGUGUAAUUUUCACAUGGAAGAGUCACAAUGUAAAUUGUAUUUGUACAAUGACAAUCAUGAUUAAUGAUAAACUCAAACAUUUAUUGAACAUUUGUUAGGAAAACUAUAUUGUUAUUAUUAUCAUUGUUUUAUUGUCCAGCCCUAAGUCAUCAGUAACUGAUAAACAUUAAUUUGGUGAGUUUGCCAAACUACUAGACAUCCUUUCUAUUGUGUAGUCAAUGUCCUCUCUACAUGCUGGUGUGGGUUUAACAGAUGAAGAACAUCACUAUAUAAUGCUAAUGCUUGAUGCAUAGAGAGUGGCCCGUGUCUUUAUUCUCUUCAGAAAGACAACACUCAUUUUCUUACUUAAAUUAACUCAGUGAUAGCAUCAUGGUGUUUUCAGACAUUUAGCUGUCCAAUGAAUGAGUUGGCAGUCAGUACAUAUGACUUCUUGUUUACUCCUCUUAGUUCAUGUGUAAUAAGUCAGUGAACAUGAAUGGGACCACAACUAAAAGACAACUAUUCUUCAUUUUCAUCUUGUGCGAAGCAAAUGAACCAAAUUACAGGUGUUAAACGGAUCAAACCUACACACAUAUUACAGAUGCCAUCACUUCUUUACUUCUUACUCGGUGAAAGUGAAAGUGAAAGUUCAACAGAGAUGAUCACUGGGAUCAAAUGAAGGACUGUUACAGGACACCAAAACUCUCCUUUCAAACACAAUUAUGCGAUUAUGUACACCACCGGGCACUAUCAACCUGCACUGAAAGCAAUAUAAGUCUGUUCACUAUUAUAGGACAUUUUACUAUAUGGUAUUGCAUAGGAAGGUGGAAGUAUGCUCAUGAUCAUUUUAUAUGUCAAUGUUCUCUACAAAUGCCACUUGAGAUGUAUAGGUGUUUAUAGUUGCUUAUACGGUAAAUAGCGUCCUACAACCACACACAGGAGGAACUCCAGUAUUGGGUCUGCAUUACUUCAUGGUGGACGUGUCAAUGCCCUCAGCUCUGCUUUCCCUCUCUCCACCUCUGUCUUCAAAACCAGCCGCAGGGAGAAACCUGUUAAUGAAGGUUGGUCCAUUACCAAGUUCACCUCCACCCUUACCAUGUCAUCUAUGUAGAUGUCUGCACAUCGCUGACAUGUCGCAAGGCCUGAAGUCAUGGGUGUGAAUGCAGCGCCUCAGUCAGUGUUUACCAAAUGUCAGUGUGUCUGUCUGCCCCACCACCUCCCUUCACCUCACCUUAAAUCAGUGGUGGAGUGUGUCCAACAGCAGCAACAACCCUGCUGGGCUUACUUCACUUUGCUGCACAGUACGCUGUAUCAGAAAAAACAUAGGCAACAACACCUGAGGCGACCUCAGUCCCUUUCAUUUUGACAGGUAAAAGGUUUGGAAUGCACAUGGGAGAGUGGGGUGAGAUGGGCCACAUAUUAGUGGAAUAUAUCUAGUCCUUAGAUAAAGGCUUGCUGCUGUCUAACACCCCAUUUACGCUUUUUAUGCGUCCGGUAGAUCAGAUAGCUAUCCAGUAUCAAGAACAUAGAGUAAAUGCAACCGAGAAACACCAAAAGACGCCAAAGUUGUUCAAACAAGAUCAGGACACAGUGUGAGAAGUUUUAUUGGUAAAUAUAUCUGUCUUGCCAAGUCACAUAGGUCAUAUCAUCAUAGCCUUUGCUAACUUGUAGCAGCUGAGAAAACAUCUGGUGUUUUGGUCUGGCUAUUUUCAAGCUCAGAAGAACUGAAGUGGCAUACAGAGUAGAGCAGGAUGUUCUGCUGACACAUUUAUUAGUAUUAUGCAACAGUCCUCCUAAGAAACACUCUGAAACCACAUUAGUUUAAUGUAAGUUACAACUCACCAUUAAAUCCGAAAGUCAUCACACGCUAUGAAACCGCAUUUUGGAUUUUGUCCCUCACAGUGUAGUCACGCCACAGUGGUUAGCAUUUCAUGGCCAGUUCUGACCGGUGGAAUAAUAACCAAUACAUCUUUAAACAUACAUAUGGGCAUAUCAAGGUCAAUUUGAAAAAUCCAAACAUGUCAUUAAAAAACACUGCCAACAUAUCCUAACAAAAUACUCAUAUACUCACGUUUGAGCAAAACAGCAUUGUGGGAGUUGUAGGAAGUUUCCAUUAUUGAUGAAUCCCUUCUUCCUAAAUCAGACUACAGUGGAAGUGAAGUGAACCCAGCUGGGAGAAAGACCCUUCCCACAUCUCCUCACUCUUAGCGCAGGGCUGUGCUAGCAUGUUCCUGUCCAUUACCCUGAUCUGUCAUUUCCACUGACCUUCCCCCCGGAACCCAGGAAACCCUGCUGCUUCACACUGUCAGCAUUUACAAAGACAAUAUUGUACCUUUCUGGCAGUAACAUUAUGCUUCACUUUCACCUUCGUCUACAUGGUGUGUUUUUGUUUAUUUUCUAUCUUUGGCUUAACAGAGAUCUUCUGUGGUAUUUGCUUUGUUUUAUUUUUCUUCUAUGUCUAGAUGCUGUAAGAAAAACGUAUAUAUUUGAUUUAAGAAAGCAAUGUGUUGGAUUUCGUUUUUUUUCUCUGUCUGAAGGUUUAUGUGUUACAAAAGAUUCCAAACAAAAACUCCUCGGUACAGAACUGCCUGAUCAAACUCGGCAGGGUUGUUUCAACUUAGACUUAGUGUUGACUGUUUUUUGACGUGGAAACUGUUACAUUUUGCUUGAUUAAAGAAAAAAAGUGUU